Molecule: messenger RNA, 1218 nt
Organism: Phytophthora sojae
Lineage: Eukaryota; Oomycota; Peronosporomycetes; Peronosporales; Peronosporaceae
Exons: 1
Coding region: 1-1047 (348 amino acids)
Source: RefSeq, a predicted model, not a curated record
AUGCAGCACGCCUGGGGUCGCGUUCUGGUGCGCACGGCGCGCCGCAGCUCGCGCAGCACGUUGGCCACUGCGCGCGUGGCUUGCCAGCUGCGCUCGGCCGCUCCGGCUCACGCUGUGGCCCGCUGCACGGGCUCCGUGCGCUUCGAGUCGACUGAGUCGACGCCGUCGCGCUUCCUGGACCUGGCGGACGGGGACAAGGCGGACAAGGACGAGGAUGCAGCGGAGGGUGACGACGCCGAUGGCGACAAGGAGGACGGCGAGGGAAAGGACGGCGACAUUGAGGUGGACGCCAUCGCCGACGUCAACAAGGGCGGCGUGGAGGAGAACGAGGAGCUGGACGAGCUGGUGAUGGAGCUGUUCAUGGAGAACCCGCUCAAGUGGACGCCCACGGUGCUGGCCCGCAAGUUCCACCUGGCCAAGCCCCGCGUGGAGGCCAUCAUCUGGAUGAAGCGCAUGGAGGCCGAGCUCACGCCCGAGGAGUUCCGCGCCAAGGUGCAGGAGGCCAAGGACAAGACCCUGAAGGAGCAGAAGGAGCAGGCCAAGAAGCUCGCGGACGCCGAGGCCGCCGGCAACGACAAGGAGGUCGCGCGCCUCAAGAAGCGCGCACGACAGGAGGAGGAGGCCACGCAGCCUGACGAGGCGCUGAGCGCCAGCGAGGAGGCCGUGCUCAUGGGCAUCGACGACGAGGCCUUCAGGAACCCCGACUUCUUCUUCCUCAGCGACGAGUUCGAGGGCUACCCGCCGCUCGUGCGCCGCAUGGGCAAGCACGGACACACGGACCAGCUGUACCCCGAGGAGGCGCUGGAGCUGCAGCGGCUGGCCGGCAACAACAAGAUCACGCUGCAGAAGAGCUUCGCCAACCCCAAGAACAGCGAGUCCAAGGCCAAGUUCCGCCUCGCCGUCAAGGACAUCACCACCAAGAAGAAACACCUGCUGUUGCGCGACGAGAGCCGCACGCUGCGUCUGGCCACGAACGAGGAAGUGCUGCCCCGCACGUGGGUGCGCAGACCAGCCUACUUCCGCGGACUGGACAAGGAGCUGGCGUAAUAACGCGGCAAUGCUGUUUGUUCAUCCAUAUCGCUUGGAAGGUGAUCCGCUCUCCGGUGCUUAGUAAUAGAGACACGCAUUCGUGGGGGUUAUUUGGUCAGCUGCAAUUAGGAAGCGUCAGAGGUAUGGCGAGACUCAGGAAAUCUAGCAAUACAUGAAGGUGCGGUGAAG